This is a messenger RNA of Acanthochromis polyacanthus (spiny chromis), 7901 nucleotides long. It is a transcript of the gene pak4, whose product is annotated as p21 protein (Cdc42/Rac)-activated kinase 4. The record is from RefSeq and is a predicted model, not a curated record. Gene Ontology annotation, molecular function: ATP binding; protein serine/threonine kinase activity. NCBI's taxonomy places the organism in Eukaryota, Metazoa, Chordata, Actinopteri, Pomacentridae. Bases 546 to 2522 code for a protein of 658 amino acids. Gene Ontology annotation, biological process: regulation of MAPK cascade; protein phosphorylation; intracellular signal transduction. The transcript is spliced from 12 exons. Gene Ontology annotation, cellular component: cytoplasm.
GGCCACAGUUUCCCGGAUGUACUAUCUUCCCCCUGUUCAACAUGGCGUCGAGAAAGUGAGACUUCGGCUAAUGUCAGUCAGUUUGCCCAAAGUUAGCCCCGCUUAUGCUCUUCUGACCGCACGGAAGUUUAUCUCCACACCUCGGAGGCGGCAGAGAAAAGUUUUCUAGGGACUUUUCCGGGAACAGCAACAUCACCCAGUAAUAUUGGAGCAGAUUUGAGGGUUUUUCCUCUUGGUCAUCAGCCUGUUUUGGACUACCGAGGCUCGGAGGAGGGGUGUUUACGGUGGAUCCCAGCAGGGGUGUCGAGCCAGAAAGGUGGAGGCAAUCGGGAACCGUGGAGGACUGUUGACAGACGUGUCCAAUAGGGGGCAGCGCUGACGGCAGGAGGGAUGUUGUCGUUGCUUUGAUGCAGUUGACCCUAGGGUCCUUCACAGAGCGAAGCAGCUGAAGGCAGCUGCUGUUGAGGCGUCUUCUGAGAAAUCCAGACAGCCCUCGCAUCGACAUACUGUACAAGGUCUGAUGCUUGGCUGCCUCGGCCGCCACCAUGUUCACCAAAAAGAAGAAGUCUCGCAUCCAGAUCUCGGCCCCGUCUAACUUCGAGCACCGCGUCCACACGGACUUUGACGAACAGGAGCAGAAGUUUGUCGGGUUGCCACGGCAAUGGCAGUCGCUGAUCGAAGACACGGCCAAGAGGCCCAAACCCUUCAUCGACGCCACCGUCAUCACCACUGUAGAACCACGGAAGACCAUCGUACGCGGCAGCAAACUGGGUGUGGACGGCUCUCUGACAUGGCUGCUGGAUGAGUUUGACACGAUGUCGGUGACUCGCUCCAACUCCCUGAGACGAGGAAGUCCUCCCAUUCAGCCUCGCAGGGACUCCGGCUCCUCGGGAGGAGGAGGAGGACUGCAGGAGAACGGAGAUCCUCACCACAGACACCACUCAGACAGAGACCGGCCCAGACAGGACCACCAUGCAGGAGGAGACCCUCGUCAACGUUCUGUCCGUCCUCCUCAGAGAGACGAAGGAGUCCAGGGUCGACCUCAGCAGCAGCCCCGAGGACAAGAACCCAGCCGGGCCCCCAGAGACAGACUGGACUCUGGACCUCCUGCUCCCCCUCACAGAGACAGAGAGCAUCGGGAUCGAGACCAGGACCAGGUGGUUCGCAGGGACCAACCUGCCGACCACAGGCCCAAGUCCAGCUACGUGACCCGGGAUGGCAGCCCUCAGUCUCCCAGGGACAAGAGGCCUCUCUCAGGACCCAACAUCCGCACCCCGAACCUGCCGGUGACCGAGGGGGUGAUGAAGACCACCCAGCAGAGCACACGACCCUUCAACACCUACCCGAGGACAGACAGCGAGGGCGGACGCAGCCCCACCGGACAGCCGGGUCGCCACCAUGAAUCCUCCCCCCAGAACGGACCCUCCAGCGGCUCCGGUCGAGGUUCCUCCGGCUCCAAGCCCCCGGUGAACCACCAGCACCCUCACCACACCUCCCACCCCAGCCUCACGCCCGAGUCCUCCCAGCACCCGCACACCCCCCACCCCAACGUCCCGGCCCCGCGGCCCCCCGUCCCCUCCGGACCCCCGGCGUCGGGGGCUCCUCCUCAGGGCCGCUCACCGCAAAGGGAGCCCCAGAGGGUCUCCCACGAGCAGUUCAGGGCGGCGCUGCAGAUGGUGGUGGAUCCGGGCGACCCGCGGACCUACCUGGACCACUACAUCAAGAUAGGAGAGGGCUCCACGGGGAUUGUGUGCAUCGCCACGGUGAAGACCACCGGGAAGCUGGUGGCCGUGAAGAAGAUGGACCUGAGGAAGCAGCAGCGCAGAGAGCUGCUCUUCAACGAGGUGGUGAUCAUGCGCGACUACCACCAUGAGAACGUGGUGGAGAUGUACAACAGCUACCUGGUGGGAGACGAGCUCUGGGUCGUCAUGGAGUUCCUGGAGGGAGGAGCACUGACUGACAUCGUGACGCACACGAGGAUGAACGAGGAGCAGAUCGCCACCGUGUGUCUGUCUGUCCUGAAGGCGCUGUCUGUCCUCCACACUCAGGGUGUGAUCCACAGAGACAUAAAGAGCGACUCCAUCCUCCUCACUCACGACGGCCGGGUGAAGCUGUCAGACUUCGGAUUCUGCGCUCAGGUGUCAAAGGAAGUCCAGAGGAGGAAGUCUUUAGUUGGGACACCAUAUUGGAUGGCGCCUGAGCUCAUCUCCAGGCUGCCUUACGGACCAGAGGUGGAUAUCUGGUCCCUGGGUAUCAUGGUCAUAGAGAUGGUGGACGGAGAGCCGCCGUACUUCAACGAGCCGCCGCUCAAAGCCAUGAAAAUGAUCCGAGACAACCUGCCUCCCAAACUGAAGAACCUGCACAAGGUCUCCCCUCUGCUCAAAGGCUUCCUGGACAAGAUGCUGGUUCGAGACCCGGCUCAGAGAGCGACAGCCAGCGAGCUCCUCAAACACUCAUUCCUGACGAAGGCCGGCCCGCCGUCCUGCAUCGUCCCCUUGAUGCGACAGAACAGGAUGAGAUGAGAGGAUCCGAUGCGUCGGGACCGUCGUGCAGGUUCGGCUGGAUCAGAAUACUCCUGCACACGGAGGCGAAAACACUCGGAAAAGGUGUUUGGAAAAUGUGCGGGAGUAUUCUCUUUUUCUUAGGCGAGUCACUGAACCGCGGGGAGCGAGUUCUCCCAAUAAGAGGCAAUAAGGAGGUGUGUGUUUGUGUGAAUGUUUCAAGGCUCGCCGUGUGAAUAAACACAGCAGAGGAGCCUCAGUUUGCCUGUGGAGUGAUUUAUUUUUUAUUUUUUUUAGCUGAUUUAACUGAAGAGCCUCGCCUGGAAACGUUCAUACCUGUGGCUCUUUUUAUUUCCUGUUUGGACCGUACCUGGAUUUUAAGCGUGAACGAAGGUGGGGUUUUGCACACCAAGUCGGAUGCUUUGAAGGAGCCGAUUUUUUUUAGAGACUGACGGUUUUUAAUCUCACUAUCGGACAAUCUGGAAAAUGUUUUUCUCACCACAGACUUCUCUACACUCAGACUCGAUUCCUCGCCACACCCAGAACUUACUACUGAGAGAGGAGAGACUUCAGGCUCGGAGACGAGUCACGCAGACUUUUAUUUUGUAGCCAUACAAAAAAGAAAAAAAAUCUUAGGUUCCUGUUGUAAACAAGCAAACCUACACUAAGUGAAAAGGUAAACACUGGAGUCGUGGUAACAGAUUUUUCUCUUAUUUCCUCCUAAUUUUCUUCCUGUGUAAGUCAAUGAACAUAGAGAGAUAUAUCAGUUUUGACGUUCUACUAUCUCUAUUUUGUGAUUGUUUUAUUAUUAUUAUUAAGAUGUGUUUUCUGGUUUUAUUCUAGAGUAAGAUGUGAUAAAAAUUUUUUUUGUUUUGAAGCACUGUUGACGGGAGAUAGAAGCUGCACUCCCAGUUAAUUUCAGCCGAUACAAACACACUAAAUGUUCUAAUUUUUCUUGUUUUAAACCACAGCACACACAGCCCCUUCUGUUUAUACUUCUGUGUUUUUAGGAGAUUUAACUCAUUUCUGCUCGUGCUAACGCGUCUUGUGAGGUAGAAAACUGAACACGUGCUGCUCGUCGAGUGAACGGCUAGGUGCUGACGUGCGGGAGAGCUCGUCGUGUUGUUCUCCAAUUAAUGUUUGAUUGGCGAGUUAAUGGAUCUUGCAGCCCUGUUGUAGUUUAAAGAAAGGAAAAAACACUCGCCAGCAGCGGCUUUGUUGAGGUUUUAUCUCCCAUCUGUACGGUGCUGCUUGUAGUAUCACUGUGUGUGUGAAGAUGUGGGAUUGUUUCAGCAUUUAACUCGGCGUAGAUGUGGUUUCUGUGGAAGUGGACCAUUAUGCAGAUAACAGAAACAACUGCGAGGAUUUAAACAGCAGCAGCAGUUGCUAACAAUGUAAACACGUUUAAUAGCUGGGAGAAUAUUUGUUCCACAUCAUUCCAGACUCUUCAGAUUAAUCUAGUUUCCCUUCAUGACUAACAGCAAAUUAUCACCACCAAAGUACAAAAUGACAGACGACUCAUCCUCUCCCACACAAAACAUCAUGUGCCUCAAUUAAUCCCACAAUAAUUUAAAAUGAUUACACUUCAGUUUGGUCCAAAUGUUGCUGCCAAGAGUUUGAAGUUCAGGGAUUUGAUAGACAGGUCAUUACAGCACCAGAAGAUGGAGCUUCAAACCUUCAUCUAUAGUCAAAAACUUCUUUGUAGUGACCAAAAAUGUCCUCGCUGUAGAGCUGCUGCUUCUUCAUGUUGAAAGGACCCAACUGAGGAGGUUCAACAUCUGAUUAGGAUGCUUCCUGGGUGACUUCCUGUAGAGAUUUUCCUGUGGAAAAUCUGGGAGAUCUCGCUAGAGGGAUUAUGUAUCUCAUCUGGCCUGAGAACAUCUCAGGAUCUUCCUAGAUGAACCUGAAAAUGCUGCUGUGAAGUUAGACAUCUGCAAUGAUCUGUGUAGCCUCCAACUCUGGAUGAACACGAGAAAAUAGAAAUUAUACACCCACUUUGUUUUGCCUUGAUGAUCCUCAGACUGGAAGAUACCAUCUGUAGUUUCAUACAGUAUCUUGUAGCUCUAAAGAAGAUAAAACAUUCUUCUCUCUCGGCCAGGACUGCUUAUUCGAGUCCCGUUCUGUCUUCCAGUUUAGCUGCUGCAAAGAUCCUUUUUUUUUUUAUCACAUCAGACCUCAUUUGAGUAGCUUUUUAACAUCGAAAACCCAGAAUACUUCCACCAGAUCUGCUGCUUUUAACCCAAGAUUCACUGAUGGACGAUGCCAGUGGAACUUAUGUAGCUUAAAAUUAUACUUUUAAGCCAGUUGAUCUUCAUAAAACAACCAAAAAAGUAUCAAAAUUUUUGUCUUCGUCUUGUUAAACGUCUUAGCUUUUGUCCUGACUGAGAGUCUGGACUGAUCGUUGUAGCUUUGAUAAGCAGAAAAAUGGAUGGAUCCAUUCUGUAGACCCAGUUUCUUUGGCCCUGAUGAUCCUCAGACAUCUGUAAUUUCGUACUUAUACCUUGUAACACUAAAAAAACAUCACUACCGAAGAUAAAACUGAAUAUAAAACUUCUCUUUCCGUUCCAUCUUCGUCUUCCAGUUUAGCUGCUGCAAAGAUCCUCUUUUUUUGUCACACCAGACCACAAUCCAGUAGCUUUUUAAUGCCAAAAACCCAGAAUACUUUCACCAGAUCUGCUGGUUUUAUCCUAAGAUUCAUUAUCAGAACAUGGUGGACCAUUUAAGUGGAACUUCUCUAGCUUAAAGUGACACUUUUAGGCUGGUGGAUCUUCGUAAAACAAACAAAAAAACCAUCACUACAGAAGAUGAAAUUGAAGAUAAAACUUCUGUCUCCAUUCCAUCCUUGUCUUCCAGUUUAGCUUCUGUAAAAAUCCUCUUCUCACAAGACCAAACUUCAAUUUUACAAAUAAAAACCCUAAAUACUUCCACCCGAUCUACUGGUUUUAUUCCAAGAUUCACUGGUGGAACAUGGCAGACCAUGCAAGUGGAAUUUCUGUAAACCCAGUUUCUUUGGCCCUGAUGAUCUUCGGACGUCUGUAGUUUCAUACUUUCGCCUCGUAACAAUGAAGAGCCACUAAUAGAGGAGAUAAAAUUUAAAAUAAGGCAGUUUCAUUGGUAAAAAUCACUGAGUUGAGAUGCACAUAAUGACUAAACAUUGUUCUUUCUGCUGUUUCCACUGAAUAUUUUACAUUUUCAUGUGCUGUCUGACUUUUUAAAAACUUCAAUUGGAGGUUUAUUUGAUGACGUAGCACAUUAACAGUACCUCGUUGUGUAGUUUUUCUACUACACAGCAGCUCAACAAUCACUUUGUGGGUUCUUCGCAUGCAAACGGAGAAACCUGCAACUUUGAGGCCUUGUAGCAGCACAGAGUAGACUUUUACUCUGAAAUUGUUUCAACUCAUCGAGUGGUUUAAUGAUGUGGCACUCACUGUUUGGAGGAUUUCUGAGUAAAAGCAGCCUCAAUGCUGUUUGUCUCUGUGGUUACCGAGACUCCAUUAGGCUGCACUUUAACCUCAAUAAAACAAACUUCCUUCCAGGCGUCACUUUCCUUCUCGUCGUACUUUGACACAGUUAAACUCUGAGCUGAUGCCCUGCUGCCGUUUCCACCCCAGCAACAGCAGGAAAUUAACUUCUUAAAAACGUGCAUUACGGGUUUGUUUUCGAGCCUGAGCUUCCGUUAAUCAUACACCUUCUUUCCUGACACUUUUCCCCCUUCAGAGGCUUGGGCACAGCAGAAAUUCUGUAGUAGGCGUUCUGUACUUUGUCUCCUUGGCGGCUUUCCAGGGAGCAGAUUUUUCAUCAGUUUCUGGAUCUGUUUUGUGGUCAGAACCAGUAAUGAGUCACAGAGAACGAUAGAAGAGCUGAAUGUAAAGACAAUCAGCUGUAGUUAAGAUGUAUGAGACCUUAAUGUAAUGUUGAUCCCGUUUGAAUCUUUGAAGCACCUACUGAUUAAUGACACUAAUCCAGUUGAAGAUAUGAACUUUCCUCCUGCUAACUGCUGGUAGAUUACAUCUAUUGUGCUUCUCUUGUGUUGGGGCCACUGGAAACCCAAGAAAAAAAACAAAAUAUCAUUGUUUUGCUUAAAUUAGACAAAUUUGCUGACAUAUUUGAUGCAUCCCAUUUAGCUUUGAAAUCAGUCUUUUCAUCAACUUGUACGUUCUCUUGGUGUUGAUUGGUGAAACCUGCAACUUUUGGUGUUGCUUUUUGGACGCGUUUGAUCAUAAUUUUCGACGACUUUAUUCUCAAACUGAUAAAUAUGCAUAGCAUAGCAUGUUAGCAUUGAAUGCUAACUUGUAGCACACUACCCAGAGACACUACCUAGCUGUGAAUUCGUCCAACAUGUUGGUUUUCGUAGAAAGUCCAGAUGAAAAUCAUAAUCUGAAUCUGCUGUGAUGUUUGUCUCUAAUCUAAAACUAAAUCCGAGUUUUACAUCUUUUUAAGACAGAAUCAGAACUGGAAAAGAGAGAUUAAUCGAGCAGAAGUUAAAUUCUUGCCGCAUUUCUACGUUUAUGAAGCCCAGCUUUUAUUUUGAAAUUCAGUUAUUCCAUGGAUGUUGCUGUCGUGAUGAUUUGUAAUCCCACUUUAAAUCAGUUUAAUACUGCACCUACUGAUUAAUGACACUAAUCCAGAUGAAGACAUGAACUUUCCUCCUGCUAACUGCUGGUAAAUUGCAUCUGUUCUGUUUUAUUGUGUAUUAGGGCCACUGGAAAACCCAAAAAAACACCAAAAUAUCGUUAUGCUUAAAUUAGACAGAUUUGCUAACAUAUUUGAUGCCUCACAGUCCUUCCUGCCACCUGAAGCUACUUUUUUAUCUUCAAAACUAGACUCUUGGUCAUUUUUUUUUUUGCCUCAUCCUUCAUGCGAUCAGCUUCUUCUUCUUCAUCAAUGUGAAAAUCUGCUUCCAGGUGGUGUUUCUGGACCAGAUUCUACUGCUGUGUGUGUUUCUGAGAGUCUGACUGCGGGUUUCGCAGACGUUUCAUGCCUUAACAUUUUUACAAUCACUACUUGACGGAUCGAAACGCUACGACUGUUUGAGACUUUUUCAUCUUGUUGACGUUCCUCAGUUUUCACGGUCAGGAGGGUUUUUUUAAACUUCCUGUUCUGGGGUUUUCCAGGAAGCACGUCUGCUGGCAUUGAUUCAGAAUUCAGUGCCUUGCUUGGCGGAAUCCAGACAGAUAUUUUUGUGUCUUGUUACUUGGGAAACCCUCCUCUGAGGGACAGUUAUGAUUCGCAUUGACUCACCUCCUGUUUUAAAGCUGAUUCUGUUGUCGACAUGAACGAAACUGCAUCAUCUUGUGUUUUUUCUUUUUUUUGUAAAUUUCACUGGUAUUGUAAAAACAAACAAACAUAGACUUCAUUUUGCAAAUGUUACUUUUUUGCAAAUACAAUUUUUGUAAAAGA